GCGGGCCUUGCGGUGUAUCCUACCUCCUACCGAAAAGAGUCAGGAAGCUUAUACACCUGAGGAUUGACAGACUGCUGCCGGGGGACUGGAGCUCAAGAGGCAGGAAGUCAUCCCGUGGGAGGCACAAGUGGAGAGAAUCGGUGGUCGCUUGCAGAGGAGAUAGGAACGCAGAAGAACUCUCUCAGCCUAGAAUUCCUGUUGGGGUCAUGCGCUUAAAUUUUUGGGAGCUUCACAUCGUGGUCUUGCUGGAUACCUCUUAGUCCCACUUUCAUGGGAAGCAGAUACUUAAGCAAGUCACACCUGUGGAAUUUUUUAGUCUCAGCCCAAGGGCAGGGUUUAUUCCUUUAUCAGUUCCUGUAGAAAUCUGUAGGUAGCUGUUGACUUUCAAGAAGACCAAAACUGUUCAUUUGGACCCAAGGUCUGCCUGUGAUUUCAGCUGUAGGGCUUAUCAACACUGGAAGCAAUCAAGAAAGGAAGACCAGUGCAGGUCCAUCUCCAGCGGUGACUGUGGUGGCCUUGGAGUGGUGGAAGAGUAUCACUUUCAGCAAGUCUGCACUCAGGAACCAUCAUCUUCCCUCAGUCUGAGUGCCUCUGCCCUCUGUAUCAUUGACAGAAGUUUUGUGUUCAGAAAGGGGACUGUGUGACUGUUGAACUGACAAUUGACUCUAACUCUUGCUACAAAGUUGGUCUCUGACCCCGUGAAACUGUCAACAUAUUGACUCGGGACUUGUUGAGACCAAGGCCAAGACUCUAUAGGGCUAUUGAUACAACUGGGCUUUAACCAUGGGUGGGAAAAGAAAUAAGGGCAAAACUGCAAAAAGGGCUAGUGUAGAAGCUAAAACAAAGAGGGAAGCUACUGGCGUAGGCAGACCUGUAGCCAAGACCCAGGCCAAAGCAAUAGCCAAGCCAGAGGUUAAGGCAAAUGCAGUGGCACAGGUGAAGGCAGUGUCUAAGAAGAAGAUUGUUACUGAGAAAAAAGGAGCCCCAGCAAAUUUCAGCCCCAAAGUUGAAGAUGAGGCCACUCAAAUGUCUCAGUGUCGUUCUGUGAAAAAGGCCGAGGAUAAGAUCAAGUCCAUGUGUAAAGAUAAGGCUGAUAUUGAUACCUGUGCUGGGGAAGAGACCAAUGUUGGUUCCAGGCUCCAGAAUGGAGAAGAGACUGAUAAUAGUUCCAGUGCCAAGGAUGAAGGUAAAGCUGAUACUGGUCCCCCAUCCUGUGCUGAGAAGUUGGAGCCUGUGGCCAGCGCUAGCUGUAAAGCUAGACCAGGCGCUGAAGAGGAGGAGGAAGAGAAUGUUAUUGGGAACUGGUUUUGGGAUGGAGAUGAAACUAGUUUUGACCCUGAUCCUAAACCUGUGAGCAGAAUACUUAGGCCCCAGCCUGUGGAUGAAAUUAAUGAAAAAGAUAGGCCCAAAGACUGGUCUGAGGUAACUAUCUGGCCCAAUGCCCCUGCUGUAACUCCAGCAGUAUUAGGAUUUAGAUCUCAAGUCACAUCUGAGACAAAGCCUCCUUCGUAUAUUGUCCUGGGCUCAGCUGAGGAAAAUGCUCAUGCUUUGCCUGAGGAAACAGAGAGUCUUUCUAAGAGCAUAUUCUCAUGCUCAGAGUCUAUCCCGGAGCACCCAUUUGGUUCUGACCCUUGCAUUCAGACUAUAGAGCAGAUUAGACGCCAAAUCAAGAUCAGGGAGAUGAAUGGGAUUAAGCCAUUUGCUUGUCCUUGCAAAAUGGAAUGUUAUAUGACUUCUGAGGAAUUUGAAAAACUUAUUACCUUACUUGAGUCAACUACUGAUCCUCUCAUUCAUAAAGUAGCUCAAAUUGCAAUGGGGAUCAUUAAGGUUCAUCCGUUUGCCCAAGAGUUCAUUAAUGAGGUAGGUGUAGUGACACUUAUUGAGAGCUUGCUUAGUUUUCCUUCUUCUGAAAGGAGAAAAAAUGCUGUAUUUACUCUGAAUGAACCUGGUGGACUUGAAAGACACCGCAAGGUUGAAUUACAUGUUAAACAUAUGUGUAAGGAAACCAUGUGUUUUCCCUUGAACUCACCCGGACAGCAGUCAGGCUUAAAAAUACUGGGGCAACUGACUACUGAUGUUAACCGUCACCAUAUUGUUGCCAGUUAUCUUUCAGACUUUUAUUAUUUGCUUUCCCAGGGAAAUCGUAAAACCAGAAAUCUUGUUUUGAAGGUCCUUUUGAAUAUGUCUGAAAACCCAGUUGCAGCCAGAGACAUGAUCAGUACAAGGGCAUUAGCAGCGUUAAAACUAAUCUUUAACCAGAGAGAAGCAAAAGCCAGUCUUGUGAGUGCUGUGGCCAUAUUUAUUAACAUAAAGGAGCAUAUCAGAAAGGGUUCAAUUGUGGUUGUGGAUCACUCGAGUUACAGCACACUUAUGGACCUUUUCCGUGAAGUUAAAAUGAUUAUUGAAACAAUGUAAAAUGAGCCAGAAAUAGAACACAGAACAAUCUCCAAAUUCUGAUGAGAUAACUCCUACUUCUACCAAACAGUCCAUCUCUACUCUCUCAUGUCCUGUUUGGCUGUCUGCAUAGAUGAGCACAGUUGGAAGAGGCUUAAAGCCCAUUUCCUUCUUCCACCUUAGGUCCAUCUCCAGCGGUGACUGGUGGCCUUGGAGUGGUGGAAGAGUUUCUUCCUCUGUUCUCAAAGAGCCUUGCAUAAUAUUUUGUUUGUUAUAGUGUGCACAUUAUAAAUGAUGUCUUUAACACUA
Molecule: messenger RNA, 2703 nt
Organism: Myotis davidii
Lineage: Eukaryota; Metazoa; Chordata; Mammalia; Chiroptera; Vespertilionidae
Gene: GPRASP3
Product: basic helix-loop-helix domain containing, class B, 9
Exons: 6
Coding region: 784-2415 (543 amino acids)
Source: RefSeq, a predicted model, not a curated record